GAGCGAGCUCGUGGCCGGGAAAACCCAUGCGCUGGUCGCCGGGAAAGAAAAAGCCUCUGCAGUCUGCAUCAGUGCAGCCGCCCAGACAUGCCCAGCCAUCGUGCGGGGCGCUCCGUUUUUAGUCUCCCUUCGCCGAAACCGCACCGCGCCUCCGGUCCGGUCGCCCCCCUCCUCUCACGCCGGUAGCCCGGUCCGCGCCACGCCUUCCGGACUCCCACUCGCCCUAGGCCACUACCCUCCGCUUCCCGCCGCCGCCCCGCAUCACGCGCCACGGGCGAGGCGGCAACAGCGGCCACCCGCCAUCCCUUUCCUUCUCGAACUCCUCCUCCUUCUCCUCCCCCCUGCUGCGCUCCAUAAAUGGCCGCGCCGUGACAGCGGCAGCGCCCCGCCCUUCGCCGCUCCCCGCUCCAGAAACCCAGGAAGCCCACCGGAUUCGUGGCCAUUGUCUCUGUAUACUCUAUACGCGAGCCAAGAACCGAGAAACACAGGAGGGGGCGCCGCGAGAUGCAGAGCAUGGCGGCGUCGUGCUCCUCAUCCUCUAGAGCCUGGGCCGCGGCGCGACGCUCGUACCCGGCCCCCGCCCUGCCUCCCUCGAGCCACGUCGCGUUCUCUUCCUCCCCGCCUUCUACUCACGGCUGCCGCUGGCCGGUCGCCGGCUCCGGCGGGCCGGCGCUCCCGCUCGGCAUUCGCGGAGGCCUGCGGCCGCUGCCGUCUCCCCUGCUCCCGGCGGGCGUCGGCAGGGCCGGCGCCGCGGCGAGGACGCGGACGGCGGCGGCGGCAGCGGCGUCGCUGCCGGCGGAGGACGGGGGAGGUAAACCAGAGGGCGCCGCCGGCAUUUCGCGGACUUUGCAGCUCGGGGCCAUGAUCCUCGUAUGGUACAUGCUCAACAUCUACUUCAACAUCUACAACAAGCUGGUUCUCAAAGCCGUUCCCUUUCCGUACACCAUCACCACCUUCCAGUUCGCAUCAGGAUCCUUCUUCAUCACACUCAUGUGGCUGCUGAAUCUGCAUCCCAAACCAAGGCUCUCCCUUAAACAGUAUGCAAAGAUCCUGCCUCUUGCUUUAAUCCACAUGCUGGGAAAUGUUUUCACCAAUUUGAGUUUGGGCAAGGUGGCUGUCUCCUUCACGCACACCAUCAAGGCCAUGGAGCCCUUCUUCUCUGUCCUUCUCUCUGUCCUGUUUCUUGGAGAGACACCUUCUUUAUUGGUGUUGGGUUCGCUCGUCCCUAUUGUUGGUGGAGUUUUAUUGGCAUCCAUGACUGAAGUUUCUUUCAACUGGAUUGGAUUUUGGAGCGCCAUGGCUUCAAAUCUUACCAACCAAUCACGGAAUGUUUUCAGCAAGAAACUUCUCGCUGACAAAGAGGACAAUUUGGAUGAUAUAAACCUCUUCUCGAUAAUGACUAUCAUGGCAUUCUUGUUGUCUGCUCCACUAAUGCUAUCUGUAGAAGGCAUCAAGUUUAGUCCAUCGUACCUGCAGAGUGCUGGUGUUAAUGUAAAAGAACUAUGUGUGAAAGCAGCACUUGCUGGCACAUGUUUCCAUUUUUACCAACAGGUUUCGUACAGUUUAUUGGCUAGAGUAUCUCCUGUGACCCAUUCAGUUACGAACUCUCUCAAACGUGUGGUGGUUAUCGUGUCAACCGUUCUCUUCUUCAGAACUCCAAUUUCACCUAUAAAUGCCUUAGGAACUGGGGUUGCUCUUGCUGGAGUUUUCCUGUACUCUCAAUUCAAAAAGGCAAAACCGAAGGCUAAGGCUGCAUAAAUACAACCACCUGAUGAGGUAACAAACUAUAGAAGGGUCAAGAAUUUGGGAACUGUCAACUGAUGUGGUGAAAUGGACUCGCCUUCAUAAUACCAAACAUGAAACACCUGUCGCCUCCCCAAUUUUGUCUUAACCAUAUUCUCUGGUCAGCUUCUUUGGCUGUGGGAAGCUUGUACAUAAGGGUCAAGGUGUGGUGGGACAACACCAAAAUAGCAUUGUCAGGUAGUUUUCAAGAGAGUACGAAUUUUGGCACAUAGUUCCAGAUGUCUCAAUUAGUGGUAGACUAAUACUCUUUAAUGUGGGUGAGAUUUACCUGUCUCUUUGCUCUUCAAGUCAAUGAGUCGAAAAUUGGCAGAAUGGUCACAGUAGAUUGGCUUCCCAUCAAAACAUAGUUAAGUUUUCUCUUUCUAAUUAUAUUUUCUAUUCAUAUAUUACAAUUAUUCA
Setaria italica (foxtail millet) is the source of this 2202-nucleotide messenger RNA. Its product is annotated as phosphoenolpyruvate/phosphate translocator 3, chloroplastic. Bases 505 to 1758 code for a protein of 417 amino acids. Gene Ontology annotation, biological process: transmembrane transport. The transcript is spliced from 9 exons. Gene Ontology annotation, cellular component: Golgi apparatus; membrane. Lineage: Eukaryota; Viridiplantae; Streptophyta; Magnoliopsida; Poales; Poaceae. The record is from RefSeq and is a predicted model, not a curated record. Gene Ontology annotation, molecular function: antiporter activity.